AUGUUGACGUUGUUGACAGCUAUGUAUUUAGUGGUGCGGGCUGCGUCUUCGCAGGCCGAACCGAUUCGUGUGCUGGUGACAGGGGCGGCCGGACAAAUCGCCUAUUCUCUGCUGUACAGCAUCGCAAAGGGGGAUGUUUUCGGCCAGGAUCAGCCAAUCAUCUUGGUGCUUUUGGACAUCCCGCCCAUGCUGCCAGUUUUGGAUGGGGUCGUUAUGGAGCUGCAAGACUGCGCUCUCCCGCUUCUGAGGGAGGUCAUUCCGACCGAUAAAGUGGAGGUGGGCUUCAAGGACCUGGACGUUGCCAUCCUGGUCGGUUCUAUGCCCAGGAAGGAGGGGAUGGAGAGGAAGGACCUGCUGAAGGCUAACGUUGCUAUCUUUAAGACCCAGGGUGAGGCCCUGGACAAGUACGCCAAGAAGACUGUCAAGGUCCUUGUUGUUGGAAACCCUGCAAACACCAACUGCUUGAUUGCCUCCAAAUCUGCUCCCUCCAUUCCUAAGGAGAAUUUCUCCUGCCUGACCCGCCUGGAUCAUAACAGGGCUCGCUCACAGGUGGCAAUACGUGUGGGUGUGCCCUCCAACUGCGUGAAGAACGUCAUCAUCUGGGGAAAUCACUCCUCCACCCAGUACCCGGAUGUCCACCACGCCAAGGUUCACGUCCACGGCAAAGAGGUGGCUGCCUUCGAUGCCGUGAAAGAUGACAACUGGCUGAAGGGAGAUUUCAUCUCUACCGUGCAGCAGCGUGGUGCAGCCGUUAUCAAGGCCAGGAAGCUGUCGAGUGCCAUGUCUGCCGCCAAGGCUAUCUGUGACCACAUGAGGGACAUCUGGUUCGGCACUCCUGACGGCGAGUUUGUUUCCAUGGGAGUAUAUUCUUCUGGGAAUUCUUACGGAGUUCCCAAUGACCUUGUGUACUCUUUCCCUGUUGUGAUCAAGAACAAAACCUGGAAGGUGGUGGAUGGACUGGCCAUCAACGACUUCUCCCGCGGCAAAAUGGACGCCACUGCUUCAGAGCUCGUGGAAGAGAGGGACACGGCCGUUUCUUUCCUCGGAGUGUGACUGACCGGUUCCAAAGCAACACAGCAGCAGGGAGACUCCAGAAAAAACCCUCAGUCACAGCUGUGAACCUCUCCUAAUGUCUGUAUGUGUGUGCGUGUGUGUGUGUGUGUGAAUGAGAGAGUGUGUGUGUGUGUGUGUGUCAGUCACUUCACGAACUAUACACAUAAACAGGGACCUGUACUGUAAGAUAACUCCAGCAAGUCUUUGGCCAGGGAAUACCAGAGGAGUAUCCUCUAAGUGGAUAUUAAUGCACAGUUGUCCUUCUUAAUGUAACAUUACAUGUUGACCAACGGUUAAAUAAAAUAUUAAAACUAA
Molecule: messenger RNA, 1368 nt
Organism: Chanos chanos (milkfish)
Lineage: Eukaryota; Metazoa; Chordata; Actinopteri; Gonorynchiformes; Chanidae
Gene: mdh1aa
Product: malate dehydrogenase 1Aa, NAD (soluble)
Exons: 9
Coding region: 1-1053 (350 amino acids)
Biological process (GO): malate metabolic process
Molecular function (GO): L-malate dehydrogenase (NAD+) activity
Source: RefSeq, a predicted model, not a curated record